GUAUAAAUAUCACCUAAAUCCAUGUUGCGUUUAUAUUUCUAUAAGUGCAUUUUAUCGAAAGUGUAACGAAAAAUGUGGUCAAUAGUUUUGUUGCUUGUAUUUGGCAGUGCGUUUGCCAGGCCUGCUUCUCAACCCUUAUAUCACAGUCAGUACGUGAGUGCUCAAGCUAUUCCAACAGUGCAGUAUAGGACACAACCUGAUGCAACACAAUAUCUUACACAAGUGAACUACGGGAGGGGUAAAGGGCAAGGUCUCCAACAAUAUUCAACACAUCAAGCUGCAGAUAGACAGGCACAAAAGGCCCAAUUUGGAGGUCCACAUUAUCUGCAACAGAUUCAGGCUGCCCAACAACAAGCCGAACCGCAAGAAAAUUAUCCUGUACAAAGAAAGGCAACCCUACAAUCCUUCGGCGGACAACAGCAACAAGUGAGAUACGUGCCACAAAAACCAGCUGCUCAGGGAUAUAGACAGAAUGAACAGCAGAAAAUAGAGCAGGAAGAAGAGGAGGAAUACGACCCAAAUCCCUCCUAUCAGUUCGGAUUCGACGUCAAGGACGACCUCUAUACAAACUACCAGAAUCGCAAGGAACAAAAGGAGGGAAACAAAAUUACUGGAAGUUAUUCCGUGGUGGAUUCCGACGGGUUCCUACGUACUGUAACUUAUACCGCAGAUCCCAAGGAGGGAUUCAAAGCUGAGGUUCACAGACAACCAACUGAUAUUGUUGUGAAAAUACCAAAAAGGGAGCCACCUAAUUUCGAGAGACAUAGACCUGACCAACAGUAUCUGCAGGCUAUACCUUUAAGAAAAGGACCAACAAGACCUGCGGAGAAAGACAAUGCUUCCUACCAGUAUCAGUAGUUUGAUAA
This is a messenger RNA of Coccinella septempunctata (seven-spotted ladybird), 866 nucleotides long. RefSeq names its product calcium-responsive transactivator-like. Lineage: Eukaryota; Metazoa; Arthropoda; Insecta; Coleoptera; Coccinellidae. The transcript is spliced from 5 exons. The coding region runs from base 73 to 858 and encodes 261 amino acids. The record is from RefSeq and is a predicted model, not a curated record. Gene Ontology annotation, cellular component: extracellular matrix.